Messenger RNA from Phytophthora nicotianae INRA-310, 183 nucleotides. RefSeq lists its product as hypothetical. The record is from RefSeq and is a predicted model, not a curated record. The transcript has 2 exons. NCBI's taxonomy places the organism in Eukaryota, Oomycota, Peronosporomycetes, Peronosporales, Peronosporaceae. The coding region runs from base 1 to 183 and encodes 60 amino acids.
AUGAGCUGGGCUCCAGCUCAGCUUGGAGGUCCACGUCUGGAAGGUCCCCGUCGACGAUCGCGAAAGCUCAUCGACAGAUCGCUGUUCCCGACUUACGGCCCGGCAAAAGUGAAGCACGAUGUCGUGACCGAGUUUCGUCUGCUGCUCCGAGGCACAUCUCCGGAGCCAUGCAACGUUGUGUAA